AUGAAAUAUUAUAAUUUAUUAUUGUUUUUAUUAUUUUUAAUAUUUAAUUUAGUUACUAUUGGUUUGGGUGGUACUAAUGCUUGUACCCCAUCAAGUUGCCCAGAAUAUAAGUGUUUUAAUUCAACAUGUAACGGUAGUCAAUGUUCUUACAAGUCUUAUCAAUGUCCAGCCAUUAGCAAUGAUUUAUGUACAAGAGGUCUUUGUAAUACUACAACAGGAUUGUGUAAUUAUUUACCAGUUGAGUGUCCCCCAGCAAACAAAUGUUCAACAUCAAUUGGUUGUAACAAAGCAACUGGAUUCUGUCAAUACAGAUCACUACCAUGUCCUCCAUCAUCUGACCCAUGUUCUCAAGCAGUUGGAUGUGACGAAACUAGUGGAAAUUGUACAUAUCAGAAAAUCACUUGUCCAAAUCACUCCAAUCCUUGUAUGAAAUCAAUGGGUUGUAUUGCUUCACUUGGUGGAAGAUGCCAAUAUCAGUCAAUUAAUUGCACAUCAUCCGAUCUAUGUUCAGUUGGAAAAUGUAAUAACCAAACUGGUUCUUGUGAAUUCUCUCCAGUAGUUUGUCCAAAACACUCUAAUCCUUGUAUGAAAUCAUUGGGUUGUAAUUCUACAAUUGGUGGAAAAUGUCAAUAUCAGUCAAUUGAUUGUACAUCAACCGAUCCAUGUUCAAUUGGAAAAUGUAAUAACCAAACUGGUUCUUGUGAAUUCUCUCCAGUAGUUUGUCCAACUCAUUCAAACCCUUGUAUGAAAUCAAUAGGUUGUAAUUCUUCAAUUGGAAAAUGUCAAUAUCAGUCAACUAAUUGUACAUCAACCGAUCUAUGUUCAGUUGGAAAAUGUAAUAACCAAACUGGUUCCUGUGAAUUUUCUCCAGUAGUUUGCCAAGAUCCACCACCAUGCUAUAAAUCUAUGGGUUGUGUCAAUGGCAGAUGCGGAUAUGUAAACACUGGUGAUUGUUAA
Messenger RNA from Dictyostelium discoideum AX4, 957 nucleotides. RefSeq lists its product as hypothetical. Lineage: Eukaryota; Evosea; Eumycetozoa; Dictyosteliales; Dictyosteliaceae. The transcript has a single exon. Bases 1 to 957 code for a protein of 318 amino acids. The record is from RefSeq and is a predicted model, not a curated record.